AUGAUGCCACUAAUGCAAUCAAUACGUCGAAGCAAAUCGCCGAAAAGAGACGUUGGACAAGAUUCCUCAGCAAUAAUGCUGAGCCCUGUUGAAAGUGAAUCCAGUUCCAGCUUUGCCAACACUGGCAACGAUGAUUACGAACUCGAAGCCGCUCCUCCACAGAGUCAAAGCUCCCAAAUUAAGAAGCUGAAGAAAGUUUUCUUGCGGAACCCGGUGCAUGCAGAUUCCAAUGAUAGCUUGUCGCGUUCCAACAGAAGCCUUUCCACUAGUCUUAGAGGUGAAGAAGUCUUUCGCAUUGCUAUCAACGAGGAUUCCAUUCAUGAAGAUAGCAGCAUACCAUGUAGUCCCAGGUGGCAGAGAACAGUCGGUGCUGUAGAAAAGCCGCCAAGUAUCAAAAAGCUUGAUACUCUCUUGGCUAUGGGUGAAAGCUAUUCAGAAUCAGAGGAUGAGGGGCAUUCAUCGAGACGAUCCACAAUUCGUACUUCUGUUGAUGAUGAUAUGAAUAUGGAUGAUUCAACACAUCCAAUUCCAGCUCUAGCACCACCAAGCCUAUCCGAUCUGACUACUGUUUCGUCCAAGGUAGGCAACAAAUCGACCAAGAGUAUUGACACUGCCACAACAAUGCAAAUGUCAGAACUGUCUUUCCGAAAUGGGAAGCCAAAGAGUUCACUUACGAGCUAUGGUGGGGAUAGUUACUCCGCGGCAAACUCAGCCAAAGCUUUCUGGAAGAAUGCCUCGAGUCGAGCAAAUCUUGACCAACCGAACAACGAGUCCUUUACUAGCCGAACGUCCACCAUCCGUUCUGCUGUCGAGCAAUCCUUGGAAGAGUCGACCCAUGCUUUGCCUCCGCUGCAGAAAAACAGACCCCAAGGCCAGCAGCCAAGCAUAGCUGAAUUAAGCAAUGAUACGAGUACAAGUUCAAGACAACGACGAUCCGAUAUCGACUUGUCGUUGGAUGGUGAGUCGACGCACGCGCUUCUGGCAACAGAGCCACCUACUCUUUUACCGUCGGCGGAAGAAUCAUCAGCUACAACUUCGGUCAUGGGAAGAAAGUCUAGGUCUCCUGGACCAGCAUCGAAUAACUCAGGAACAUGCAAAUCACGCCAAUCGCCAGCUAGGGCCCGCUCUGGAAACCGAGUGCGUUCCUCAAAGUCACCACAUAAAAAUUCAUCGGAUCCUGCUAUCCUGCAGCAAAUCAUCCAACCUAAUUUUGAUCCUUGCAGUCCAUCCUUGCGUGGGGAACGAAAGGUCUUGGAAGGAAGCAAUGAACGAGGGGAACGAUUCACGGUUCGACGCACAGUGUCCUCUCCCGUCCAUCCAGGAUCACGAAAACAACUUCUCCCGAAACCCGAGGAAAGGGGUCAACGAAUGCGACGCUCCAUUACAGCGGGUACGCUCGAAAGAGAUUUGUCGCAAUCGCCUUCGCGUCCACGGGGAAGCAGGUCUGUGCUGGCGAAAUCCAUGAAGGAGGAAGUCAGCGAACGGAGGGGUGUUGGUCAGCUGAGGGGAUCGCUUCUGGAUCGUAGUCGUUCCGACAACGCCAAUAUGAAUUCUGACAUAAGCGAACGCGGAAUCCAAAGCAUAGAUACCAGAGAUUUCCCUGGCGUUCAGGUGACGGAGUUGACCCAGAGAAAUGCGGUUAGGAGUAGCAGUCCAGGGCUCAGGUUCCGAAAUGUAUCUCGCCAGACCACCAGGACAGAGCCUAUUGACAAAAGAAAAAGCCACUCCACUAGAGCCGAGCGUUCGAUUCCCAUCGAUAUGGACUCUGAUGCUGAUGAAGAAACGCCUCUCAGGGGCGAAAGCAAAACAUUCCAUAGUAGGCAAUGUUUGUCGUUCGAGACAGAGUCAGGGGACGAAAGUCUGCAUAUGAACGACUACUCACUGAGCCCAAGAGGCAAAGUCGGUCCAAUCAAAGGAUUGCUUUUGAAGCGCAGUGGUUCCGACGGGGGGAUCAGACCCUCCAUGAGUGAACGCGGGGACCGAACCGCAGCCAGAAGAAAUAGCACUGGUCUUCGGUUGGAUCUGGCAGGGAUGAGAUCCAAUUCGAGGAGCAAGAGUCCAGGAUUUAGGCUUUUCGGAAAUUCAGCUCGUCAGACUAGAACAGUACCGAUCGAUGAGGACAAAGACAUAGAUCCAGGUGAAAAGAGUCCGAGCAGGCUUGGAACGAAGGUCAAGGACAAGAUCAAAAGUCUGAAAGAGAAGAGCAUAUCCCUGCGUGGCAAACGCUCGAUCGAGGUAGAAGUAGAUGACGAAAAACCCAAGCUGCAAAGUUUAUCUUCGAGCCGUGAAACGCGUUCGGUCGAUCUGGAAUUGGAUGGAGAAAUGCCGACGUUGAAAAACAAGUCCUCGCGGCGUGAAAGACGUUCGAUCGAUUUGGAAUUGGAUGGAGAAAAGCCCAACUUGAAAAGCAAAUCCUCGCGGCGUGAAAAACGUUCGAUUGACUUUACAUUAGAUGAAGACAAGCCUAAGUUGAAAAACAAGUCCUCGCGCCGUGAAAGGCGGUCGAUCGAUUUGGAAUUAAAUGAAGACAAGCCGAAGUUGAACAAAUCCUCGCGUCGCGAAAGGCGGUCGAUCGAUGUGGAAGUAGAGGAAGAAAAAGGCAAGAAAAGCAAAUCGUCACGUCGUGAAAGGCGUUCGAUCGAUGUGGCAUUAGAUGAAGAAAGUGACAAGAAAAGCAAAUCCUCGCGUCGUGAAAGGCGCUCGAUCGAUUUGGACUUGGAUGAAGCAAGUAGCAAGAAAAGCAAAUCCUCGCGUCGUGAAAGACGCACACUUUCAAUUGAUUUAGACUUUGGUUCAGACAAGCGGAAAGAGAAAAGUAAGAAGUCUAAAAGGCGAACUUAUUCCGUGGAUUCGGGGGAUAGCUUGAACUUCGAAAGCAGUCAACCCAAAGGGCAGAGAAGUCUUCUGACGGAAACCCUUGAGGAUAUUGCAGAGACUCCCGCACGAGUAUCACGGUCUCGUAGUCGGAAGAAAGUUAGCCCAAAAAAUAAAUCCAAGUCUCCAAAAGGAAAGGCGUCUUCAAAAAUCGAAGGUGACGGGAAUGAGACGAGCUCGACAUUCGCUGACGCAGGCGACAUUUCUGUUGACGGACCAAGCGCAACAAAAUCACGCCCGGGGAGUCCUUCCAGCUUGUUCAGGAAGUUAAAAGGGAUACGAAGCGAACGCUAUCCCAAAAAUGUCGCUGGUAGAUCCUACAGCCCAAAGAAAGUCCCCUCGCCUUCCAAGAACAGAAAGUUGACGCGGCUGUCCAUCUCGUAG
Cylindrotheca closterium is the source of this 3258-nucleotide messenger RNA. The record is from the annotation of a GenBank genome assembly. Lineage: Eukaryota; Bacillariophyta; Bacillariophyceae; Bacillariales; Bacillariaceae.